AUGAAGUUGCAGUCGCUUCUGUCUGCUGGAUUCUUCGGGAGACAGUAUCAUCCGGACAUGAUACUCUCUGUGAACACUAUAUCAUCACCAUUUAGAGGAACUCAAAUUGUAUACGCGUUGGGCGAAGACGUCUGCAACGCCCCCGACGUCCGCCCGCUCUCGCUCGGGGACCUCAUCGGGAAAGGGGUACACGUCUGGUCAUACCUGUGGCCACUUGUACCGAGCUGUCUCAGCUUUCUCGACUUCCACGCCGAGUCUCGUGCCCUAUCCUUCCGAGAAGCAUCCUUCAUAUCGUUCUUGGGACAGCUGUGGAAGAGCGAUUGGUCGGCAUCGCGCGACGCGACGCCGUACGACGUCACAUUUGAGGCCGCGGAGGAGCGCGAGGACGCUGGCGAGGGCGCGACAAAUCCGAGGACAUAUUACCGCAGCCAUUGCGCGACGAUGGGCAUGUCGGACGAGCAUUCUAGCAACGGCGGUGUAACCUUCUCGCUGCUGCAGAAGGCGGUGUUCUGGCCGCUGUACUUGUCCUCGCGCACGAUCUCCGCGUUCGACUUCUCCGUGCUGCGGCCCACGCCGCGAUUCCUCAAUGCGAUUGCGGCCACCCAUCCGUCGAGCGGUGGUGGCAAAGACCGAAUAGAGGAUGGGAUCGUCAAUGUAGACGAAGGUGCAGGCUAUGUAUCGAACGCACUGCGAGCGAAUGAUGGUGUUGUCCCGCUGUUUUCACAGUGGCAUCCAUGCGACUGCGAGAAUACGCUCUGCAGGCACUACAACCACGGCGAGGGCAUCCUCGACUCACCCGAGAAGACGCCCCACGACACUCCGCCUGAGGCUGGGGUUUGGCAUGUCCACGAGCUGCAGGACGCGCACCAUCUGUCGGUGGUGCCGAUUUGGGUCGGGUCCGGUCGCCAGAAGGCGUUUUGGCGAGAUUUGGGACAGUGGCUGCGUGCUAUAGAUUCUGCACGUGUUGAUGAUGUGAUCGCGGCGUUUGAGGCGUGA
Messenger RNA from Epithele typhae, 996 nucleotides. RefSeq lists its product as uncharacterized. The record is from RefSeq and is a predicted model, not a curated record. Lineage: Eukaryota; Fungi; Basidiomycota; Agaricomycetes; Polyporales; Epitheliaceae. Bases 1 to 996 code for a protein of 331 amino acids. The transcript is spliced from 4 exons.